AUGUGGUCUUUUCGACAAUGCGUCGUUUUUGGAAUGAUAUUUGCGUCAGGGACGUUGAUCGGAUAUGACUCAGGCUAUUUGAAUGGUGUCUUAGGCUCAGAGGAUUUUAUCGACAGAUACGGGAUAACAGACGAUUCAACUGGAGCAAGGUAUCUAAAACCUGAGACCCGAUCACUUUUUACUUCCAUUUUGGCAGUGGGGACAAUGCUAGGGUCGGUUCUAGCUUUCAUCACCGGUAAUCGAAUUGGCCGCAAGGGCAGUUUGAUCCUGGCAGCAAUAGUUUAUGCAAUUGGAGUCAUAAUGCAGACUGUUGCCCCACCGCCAGCAGCGUUUUCCAUCGGCCGUAUAUUCCUAGGUGCAGCGCUUGGAAUCAUUUCUGUUGUGUCUCCUAUGUACUUAGUUGAAUCCUCCAACGGAAACACAAGAGGUCGACUAGUGUCAUUCUACACUCUUUUUCUCACCUGUGGUAAUGUAUUGGCAUGUGGCAUCAGCAUGGGGUCAAGUAAGCUAUCUGGUGCCAACACAUGGCGGAUAACUAUCGCUUUUCAACUUUUCCUCGCUUUGGUGGUCUUUAUGGGAGCUAUCGUUGCCCCUGAAUCACCCGUCUUGUUAUUGAAGAAGGGUAAGCCCGAAGAGGCUCGCAUUUCCCUUGCGGUCCUUCGAAAUAUUCGCAUGAACUCUGAAGAAAUGUCGCAAGAGUACGAGGAAAUCACUAGCUGGGUCGCAGAACAAAGCACUCAUAGCAGUGUUCAACUCAUUGAAUGCUUCCAGGGAUCAAACCUGCGCCGCCAGUUACUUGGGGUGUGUAUGGCGAUUUUGACCAUCUCUACUGGGAUCACAUUUUGGUUUGGCUACGGCACAACAUUUUUCCAGCAGGCUGGAGUCAGUAACUCAUACUUGAUUUCACUGAUUCUGGCACUUGUGAACGCUAUAUUCACGGUCUUAUCUACCUUCUUGGUGGAAAAAGUCGGCCGACGUUCAUGUCUGCUGUGGGGAGGUAUGAUCAUGGGAGUGGCAAUGUUGGUUCCGGCGGUCAUCAAUAUGGUCUCUCCAGGCACCACCAGCGGUCAUAACUCUCUGAUUGCGGGCACGGUGAUUUUUAUUGCAGCUUACGCUGCGACUUGGGGUAGUAUAGGCUGGAUUAUUAUGACUGAACCCUACUCUCAGCGCCUCAGACUUCAUCAAUCCACUAUCACCAUGCUAGUAUAUUGGCUAUCGACUUGGGCGAUUGGGUUUGUAACACCAUACCUGGUCGAUGCCACUGCGGCAGAUCUUGGAAUUAAGGUAUGCUUUAUAUGGCUUGCCAUGGUUGUCAUUUCAAUUGUAUGGGCGUACUUUUACGUACCAGAACUCUCUGGACUCUCGGGUGCCGAUAUGGAUCUUCUUUUCGAGGCUGGUAUCCCAGCAUGGAAAUCCAAGAAAUGGAGCACCUUGAAUGGAUGCGGGACAGAGAUCGUCCCAGAGAUGGAAUCCAACGUUACGAAAUGUUGA
Molecule: messenger RNA, 1491 nt
Organism: Penicillium expansum
Lineage: Eukaryota; Fungi; Ascomycota; Eurotiomycetes; Eurotiales; Aspergillaceae
Product: sugar porter family MFS transporter
Exons: 7
Coding region: 1-1491 (496 amino acids)
Biological process (GO): transmembrane transport; carbohydrate transport
Cellular component (GO): membrane
Molecular function (GO): carbohydrate:proton symporter activity
Source: RefSeq, a predicted model, not a curated record